ACUACAAACACUUCAUCCCGCACAAGUCACGAUAAGAAUUUAGUGUCACUACUAGAAAGAUGAGGAAAGGUGCUAAAGAGAGAAAGAAAGGAGGCCUAAAGAAGAAGCCAGUUUCAAGGUCAGAGAAGGCUGGUCUCCAAUUCCCCGUUGGGAGGAUUGGACGUUACCUUAAGAAAGGAAGGUACGCUAAGCGUGUUGGUACUGGUGCUCCUGUUUACAUGGCUGCUGUUCUCGAAUAUCUUACUAUUGAGGUGCUUGAGUUGUCUGGGAAUGCAGCUCUUGACAAUAAGAAGAAACGGAUUAGUCUGAGACACAUUUUGCUGGCAAUCAGGAACGAUGGAGAGCUUGGGAAAUUGCUGGAUGGGGUCACCAUUGCUCAUGGUGGUGUUGUCCCUAAAAUCAACCCAGUGUUGUUGUUUGAGAAGAAAGCUGAUAAGGCUCCCAAAACACCCAAGUCUCCCAAGGAGCCAAAUUCCCCCAAGGAGGCCAAUUUUACCUCUAAGGAUGUUGAGCCCUAAAAAUAAUUGAUUUUUGAAAUCUUUUUCAAUCUUAAGUUUUUGUUCUUAAAUCGU
Molecule: messenger RNA, 572 nt
Organism: Lotus japonicus
Lineage: Eukaryota; Viridiplantae; Streptophyta; Magnoliopsida; Fabales; Fabaceae
Product: histone H2A-like
Exons: 2
Coding region: 60-518 (152 amino acids)
Cellular component (GO): nucleosome
Molecular function (GO): structural constituent of chromatin; DNA binding; protein heterodimerization activity
Source: RefSeq, a predicted model, not a curated record